Molecule: messenger RNA, 925 nt
Organism: Morone saxatilis (striped sea-bass)
Lineage: Eukaryota; Metazoa; Chordata; Actinopteri; Moronidae
Product: claudin-4
Exons: 1
Coding region: 236-925 (229 amino acids)
Biological process (GO): cell adhesion; bicellular tight junction assembly
Cellular component (GO): plasma membrane; bicellular tight junction
Molecular function (GO): structural molecule activity
Source: RefSeq, a predicted model, not a curated record
UGUGCGAGCCUCUGAUCCUUCUGGAAACGUUGAUGACUGCUGAGAGAAAGCGAGUGAUUACUUGCCCCAGUGACACUGGGGCAAAGACCAUAGGAAGCUUGACCAAGUCGGACAGGAAGUGGGCAAGAAAAGGAAUAGACUUUAAACGACCAUAAAGAAGGACAAAGAGGAAAAUAAGAUCUCACUAAAGAGGCGACUGUGGUAGACAAAGACGGACCACACAAAGGAGGUCAUCAUGGUGAACACUGGCAUGCAGCUGAUCAGCUUCACCUGCGCGGUGACUGGCUGGAUCAUGGCGAUCGCUGUCACGGCCUUGCCUCAGUGGAAGGUCUCGGCCUUCAUUGGCAGCAACAUUCUGACCUCGGAGAUCAAGUGGGAAGGCAUCUGGAUGAACUGUAUCUACCAGACCACUGGUCACAUGCAGUGUAAGACGUACGACUCGAUGCUGGCCCUGCCUCCAGACAUCCAGGCAGCCCGUGCUCUCAUGUGUCUGGCCAUCUUCAUGGGCUGGCUCUCCUGCACCGUGUCCUGCUGCGGCAUGAAGUGCACCACCUGCGCCGGUGACGACCGCCGGGCCAAGGCGGGCAUUGCCCUCUCAGGUGGGGUUCUGUUCAUUCUGACCGGCCUGUGCGUGCUGAUUCCAGUUUCCUGGACUGCUAACACAGUCGUCCAGGAUUUCUACAACCCCAACGUGCCCUUGAUGCACAAAAGAGAGCUGGGUCAGGCUAUUUAUCUGGGCUGGGCUUCUGCGGUUAUUCUUAUGAUCAGUGGAGCUGUGCUGAGCAGCACCUGCCCCCUCAUGGAGAGGGGCGGCAGGUACCGCAGGGGCUACAUAGGCAGGAGCUUUGCUAAUUCACCUGCUUCAGCACCAGAUCCCCCAAAACCUAUCACAUCUAACAGUGUACCAUUAAAGGAGUAUGUAUAG